Molecule: messenger RNA, 1887 nt
Organism: Eriocheir sinensis (Chinese mitten crab)
Lineage: Eukaryota; Metazoa; Arthropoda; Malacostraca; Decapoda; Varunidae
Gene: Elp3
Product: elongator complex protein 3
Exons: 11
Coding region: 157-1803 (548 amino acids)
Biological process (GO): tRNA wobble base 5-methoxycarbonylmethyl-2-thiouridinylation
Cellular component (GO): elongator holoenzyme complex; nucleus; cytoplasm
Molecular function (GO): acyltransferase activity, transferring groups other than amino-acyl groups; iron-sulfur cluster binding
Source: RefSeq, a predicted model, not a curated record
CGAUACAAAGGUCUGCUGGCUGGGCGAGAAAUCUCAAGCCACGUGUGACAUCAAGAUCAGGCUCAAGAACAACAACACGGCGGGGCGCUGCACGUUGUUAUUGUAGGGGACGUCAAUAGACACACUACAUAAGGGGAAACGUUGCCGUGGGUCAGCAUGGGCCAAAACAGAAAGAAAGGUCCAGCACUUUCUAAGGAGGAGCUGCGCAUCCUUACCGUUGGAGAGAUUGUUCAAGAGUUGAUAAAGGCUCACCAUGAAAAGAGGGAUGUGGAUCUCAACAAGUUAAAGACACGCAUCUCAUCCAAAUAUGGGCUGCAAUCCUCACCAAGGCUAGUAGACAUCAUAGCUGCAGUGCCACAAGAACACAAGAAAGUUCUCUUGCCAAAGUUGCGUGCAAAGCCAGUUCGCACUGCCUCUGGGAUUGCAGUGGUGGCAGUGAUGUGCAAGCCUCACCGCUGUCCUCACAUCAACAUGACUGGCAACAUCUGUGUGUACUGCCCAGGAGGACCCGACUCUGACUUUGAAUACUCUACCCAGAGUUACACAGGUUAUGAGCCCACUUCCAUGAGAGCCAUCAGGGCACGCUACAACCCCUACCUGCAGACAAGGCACAGAGUGGAGCAGCUCCAGCAACUUGGGCACAGUGUGGAUAAGGUGGAGUUCAUCAUUAUGGGCGGCACCUUCAUGGCACUCCCUGAGGACUAUCGUGACAAUUUCAUCAUGAACCUCCAUGAUGCACUUUCUGGCCACUCCUCUUCCAGUGUUGCUGAGGCUGUUAAGUUCUCUGAACGCAGUUCAACUAAGUGCAUAGGUAUCACCAUUGAGACACGACCUGACUACUGCCUCAAACGCCAUCUCUCUGACAUGCUGCGCUAUGGCUGUACUCGUCUAGAGAUUGGCGUGCAGUCAGUGUAUGAGGACGUUGCCCGAGACACCAACAGAGGUCACACUGUUAGAGCUGUCAGUGAGAGUUUUCACUACUCAAAGGAUGCCGGCUUCAAGGUGGUGACACACAUGAUGCCCGACCUUCCUAAUGUAGACUAUGAGCGGGAUGUUGAACAAUUCAUUGAGUUCUUUGAGAACCCAGCCUUCCGUCCUGAUGGACUGAAGAUCUAUCCCACUCUGGUUAUCCGUGGGACUGGCCUCUACGAGCUGUGGAAAACUGGACGCUACAAAAGCUACCCGCCUAACACUCUUGUGGACCUUGUGGCAACCAUUCUUUCACUAGUGCCUCCGUGGGUGCGGGUUUAUCGUGUUCAGAGGGAUAUACCCAUGCCCCUUGUCAGCUCAGGUGUGGAGCAUGGCAACUUGCGGGAGCUGGCUUUGGCACGCAUGAAGGAUCUUGGGACAGAAUGUCGAGAUGUACGCACAAGGGAGGUUGGCAUCCAGGAGAUUCACCACAAAGUUCGUCCUUAUGAGGUGGAACUCAUCCGACGAGAUUAUACAGCCAAUGGGGGCUGGGAAACUUUCUUAUCUUAUGAGGAUCCUCAGCAAGACAUCCUGGUUGGACUGCUGCGACUCAGGAAGUGUUCUGAGCAUACCUUUAGGCCAGAACUGGUGGGCGGAGUGUCAGUGGUGAGGGAGCUGCAUGUGUAUGGGUCUGUGGUUCCAGUUAGUGCAAGAGACCCCACCAAGUUCCAGCAUCAGGGCUUUGGCAUGCUGCUCAUGGAGGAAGCUGAAAGGAUUGCCAAAGAAGAGCAUGGGUCUCAUAAAAUUACGGUUAUCUCAGGAGUUGGUACCCGUAACUACUACAGGAAACUGGGCUAUGAGCUAGAUGGUCCAUACAUGUCCAAGUCUCUGUAGCUGUGACAGCUGGUAUGGUUGUUAUAAAUUUACCUCUUGUCUAAUUAUAACAACAAUCAAUAAAGUACUCCAAGUAAAAGUAAA